CAAAUCCAUUCAAGCAAUGGGGAAUUGCCUGGUUCGGCAAGAAAAGAUGAUUAAAGUGAUGAAAACCGACGGAGGAGUUCUGCAGUAUAAGGCUCCCAUCAAAGUGAAGGACGUUUUGUCAGAAUUUUCAGGGCAUUCACUCUCCGAUUCGCUUCCAGAAAUCAGGAAACUCAGGCCGGAGGCGAAACUUCUUGGUGGAAAUUUGUACUUUCUUGUACCGAAAGUCGAGAAAAAGAAGGUGAGGUUUUCGGAUCAGAAGGCCGCCGGAGAUGGACAAGAAACUUCCGGUAAAUUGCGAAUAAAGCUGGUUAUCAGUAAACAAGAGCUGCAGGAGCUGCUGCAAAAGGAGGGAGUUUCAAUUCAGGAGAUGAUUUCUCAGAGUAAAAAUGAAGUUCAAUACAGCAAAGUGUGGAAGCCUGAGCUUGAAAGCAUACCUGAAGUAGACUAGUAAUUAGAAAAAUCAUAUUAUACAUAUAAAAACAAAAUAGUUAGCCAUAAACAUAGUUUUGUCGAUCAGCUUGUAACAAGAUCUUUUUAUUUUUCUGACUGUAAAAAUCUGCAACCAAAAAAUAUGAAGAACUGUUGGGCUGUUGGAUGUC
This is a messenger RNA of Mangifera indica (mango), 599 nucleotides long. RefSeq lists its product as uncharacterized. The record is from RefSeq and is a predicted model, not a curated record. The coding region runs from base 17 to 448 and encodes 143 amino acids. The transcript has a single exon. NCBI's taxonomy places the organism in Eukaryota, Viridiplantae, Streptophyta, Magnoliopsida, Sapindales, Anacardiaceae.